AUGUGUAUAUUUUUAUACUUAGCCGCACAAGUAUUGACUGAUGACAUAAACGUUCUUACUUUCAAAGAGUUAUUUCCUGAAUCUAAAGUGGUCGACAGGGCGAGUUAUGACGAUGGAACUAUAUUAUUACGUGUCACGAGAUCGAGUAAUAAUUUAAUGGAUUGUAAUUCUCAAGGAGUAAAUUUAAGAUUGAUCCACCCGGAUGGAACAAUUUCUUCUAUUGAUUUGAAUGUAUCAAUACCUAAUCUAAAUUAUUGUUUGAUAACUGGAAACAUGUUCACUAAAAGACCAAUAAUCAAUAAUUCUGUUACUUCGACAUUGGGUAUCACUAAUAAUGAUAUUACCGAUAAAGCUUCGGAUGCUAUAAGAAUUUAUGCAAUAACAGAUCAAUAUAUACUUGUAACUUAUUUCUGUAAGUUGCCUGACUCUUUUGAUAUUUGUGGUCUCUUGUUGACCUGGGAUUCGCGUGUUCUUAGCAACGCAACCACGGGUGCGAUUAAUGUUAUUUCGAAUGGAACAUUGAAUAACAUCGCUCGUUUUAAUCGUGACAUCUCUAAAAUUUUUCCCAUUGAAGAUGGAGGAUACGGGAUAAUCAUCACCAAAUAUAAUGACACCACCUAUUCAAACUUCAACUUUCCAGUGACAAUAUAUGUCACUUUCAUCCCAGCUCACGGAACUGAUACAAAAGGUCCAUUUCAGAUAUAUACACGAUCAAUUGAUAUUAUAACAACCAUAAAAAUAGUUGGUUGUCACAUUUCCUAUGUUUUUCUUGGAUACAACUGUUUGAUAUAUAUUAAUCAUGCUUCAAACAUAAUUCUUGUUGAUGUAAAUUUUUUAUCUUCUGGAUCAAUAAUGUCCACUCACGAAUUUAUUAUUGAUCCGAUCACAUCGGAUGUAUGGAAUGUUUUACCCUUACAUUAUGGUGGAAAUUGUAUAAUGGCUAUAAAUAUGACAGAUGAGUCUGUUACUGGUAUAAUAUAUAGUGAUGGUAAUUUUCACGGUCUUGUUCUCUACGGGAAUGUAUUUAUUCAAAAAACUUUUCCAUCAAUAAAUUCAACAAUAUCACCUACAAAUAUCACGACAGUUACCAUAACAUUUCUUAAUGACAUUAAAAUGUCUGAUGGGAACAUUAGCAUAUGGGAAUUCAGUGAAUUUCGCAGUAUUCUUCGUCAAUCAUUCUCUGGAAGUCAAUCUCAAUAUAUUCAUUUAUUUAGAAACAAAACUGUAGUUGCUACUGUACUAUCUAGCACAUUUAACAAAGUGAAUUCUAUAUAUUAUGUUACGGUUGAUAAUGGUUUCGUUAAAGAUGCUAAGGUUGAUCAACAACUUUUAGGAGUAAAGUCAACAUUAUGGAAUUUUACCACAGAUUUUUCCUUGGGAAAUGACAAGGACGAUGGUAAAAUGUUAAUUUGUGUAUGGACUCUCAUGAUGUUACAUAAGGUUCAAUGUGCGUUAAGCGGAAUCUCCUCUACCGGUAUUGAGGACGUGAUUCUUGCCAUCGUUCGAUUUACUCCAGAAGGAUCAACGUUUUAUGAAAAUCUUUCAUCACAGGAACAGUCCGAAUUUUCUACUGGCUUUUCUAGACAAUUAGCAAGCAUAAUUCCAUGUGAUACGGCAAGAAUAUCAACAACUAAAAAAUAUCAAUAUGAUAGAAGUGCUUCAGAAAGCCAAAUCUUAUUUCGCGUAUAUAUUGGUAGACCUACAAGUUCAUCUGAGAUCAAUUCCGAUAAAAUAAUACAAGAUAUGGAUACUUUGAUCCGAAAUAAAGCUGUCACGCUGAUUUCAAAAAGGUCGAAUACUGUUUAUUUAGACUCUUCUUUUGGAUGUUUCAGAGCUC
Messenger RNA from Racocetra fulgida, 1837 nucleotides. NCBI's taxonomy places the organism in Eukaryota, Fungi, Glomeromycota, Glomeromycetes, Diversisporales, Gigasporaceae. The record is from the annotation of a GenBank genome assembly.